This is a messenger RNA of Mustela lutreola (European mink), 6890 nucleotides long. RefSeq names its product centrosomal protein 97 (gene CEP97). The transcript is spliced from 11 exons. NCBI's taxonomy places the organism in Eukaryota, Metazoa, Chordata, Mammalia, Carnivora, Mustelidae. Bases 80 to 2650 code for a protein of 856 amino acids. The record is from RefSeq and is a predicted model, not a curated record. Gene Ontology annotation, molecular function: protein binding.
UCCGGCUCCCUCCUCCAGACUCCAAACUCCACCGAGCAGCUGGAGGACGGUUGCUUGGUAUUAUUAGCAAGCGGGAAGUAUGGCGGUGGCGCGCGUCGACGCGGCUUUGCCUCCUGGAGAAGGAUCAGUGGUCAACUGGUCAGGACAGGGACUACAGAAAUUAAGUCCAAACUUACCUUGUGAAGCUGAUAUUCAUACUUUGAUUCUGGAUAAAAAUCAGAUUAUUAAAUUGGAAAAUCUUGAGAAAUGCCGACGAUUAAUACAGUUGUCAGUGGCUAAUAACCGGCUGGUGCGAAUGAUGGGUGUGGCCAAACUGACCCAACUCCGGGUGUUAAAUUUGCCUCAUAAUAGCAUUGGAUACGUGGAAGGGCUGAAGGACCUAGUACAUUUGGAAUGGCUGAAUUUGGCAGGAAAUAAUCUGAAGGCCAUGGAGCAAAUGAGUAGCUGCGCAGCUCUACAACACCUUGAUUUAUCAGACAAUAACAUACCCCAGAUAGGUGAUCUAUCUAAAUUGGUAUCACUGAAGACCCUGCUUUUACAUGGAAACAUCAUCACCUCUCUUAGAAUGGCACCUGCUUAUCUACCCAGAAGUCUUGCUAUACUUUCCUUGGCAGAAAAUGAAAUUCGGGACUUAAAUGAGAUCUCUUUCUUGGCAUCCUUAACUGAAUUGGAACAGUUAUCCAUCAUGAACAAUCCUUGUGUGAUGGCAACACCAUCCAUUCCAGGAUUUGACUAUCGGCCAUACAUUGUCAGCUGGUGCUUAAACCUCAGAGUCCUAGAUGGAUACGUGAUUUCUCAGAAGGAAAGUUUGAAAGCUGAAUGGCUCUACAGUCAAGGCAAGGGGAGAGCAUACCGGCCAGGCCAGCAUAUCCAGCUUGUGCAGUAUCUGGCUACCAUCUGUCCUCUAACUUCCACACUGGGUCUUCAAACUGCAGAGGAUGCCAAACUAGAGAAGAUUCUGAGCAAACAGAGGUUUCACCAGAGACAAUUGAUGAACCAAAGCCAAAGUGAAGAGCUAGCCUCUCUUGCUCCUGUUGAUACAAAAGCACCCCUUGUACCUGAGCAUUCAAGCCCUGUUCAAGAUGGCCAGAUAGUCGAGGAAAGCGAACCCGUCAUCCAAGUCAAUUCUUGGGUUGGGAUUAAGAGUAACGAUGAUCAAUUAUAUGCUGUUAAGAAUAACUUUCCAACCUCUGUACACACUACAAGAUAUUCUCGAAAUGAUCUGCACUUGGAAGACAUACAGACAGAUGAGGACAAGUUAAACUGUAGUCUUCUCUCUUCAGAGUCCACUUUUAUGCCAGUUGCUUCAGGACUCUCUCCAGUAUCACCUACAGUUGAGCUGAGGCUACAGGGCAUUAACUUGGGCCUAGAAGAUGAUGGUAUUGCAGAGGAAUCUGUGAAAGGGCUGGAAAACCAGGACUUUAAUAAGGAAGAGGAAAAGGCGUUUUGGACUACAAAUGAGAAUUCUGUUCAAAUGAAGGAAAGUGUCAUCCCUACAGAGGUAAAUGAGAAAGAUGGGCUCUUACCAUGUCUGGAGCCAACAGUAACUAGUGCUGUCUUGAAGGAUGACGCCCAUGGUCUUACAUCUUUUCCUGAGUCAGUUGGACACAGUGUUUUCCAUACACAGCCAGGCAGCGGAGAAUCUGUAGCUUCAGAGAAACUUCCCUGUGGGGUUUUAACCCAGAGAUCUGUUGCUUUGGGACAAGAUAAAGUUGCCCUUCAGAAAUUAAAUGAAGCAGCCACGAAACUUCAGGCCUAUUGGCGGGGCUUUUAUGUCAGGAACUACAACCCCCAAGCUAAAGAUGUGCGUCAUGAAAUUCGGCUGCGCAGAAUGCAGGAACACAUUGUUUGCUUAACUGAUGAAAUAAGGAGAUUAAGAAAAGAAAGAGAUGAAGAACGUAUUAAAAAAUUUGUACAAGAAGAGGCUGUCAGAUUCCUUUGGAACCAGGUAAGGUCUCUACAAGCUUGGCAACAGAUGGUGGAUCAGCGUCUAAGUUCUUGGCAUACUGAUGUUCCUCCUGUAUCAAGUACUCUUGUGCCCUCUAAACAUCCAUUAUUCACCCAAAGUCAGGAGCCCUCUUCUGAUCAAAAUUCUGAUUGGUUCAUUGCUCCUGAGGAGGCUCCUCAAGAGAAAUCUUUACCAGAAUUUCCAGACUCUGGUUUUCAUUCUUCCCUAACAGACCAAGUUCACUGUUUGCAGGAUUCUCUGGAUUUUGAGAAAAGUUCCACAGAAGGCAGUGAAAGUUCCAUAAUGGGGAAUUCCAUUGACACAGUCAAAUAUAGCAAAGAGUCAGAUACAGGGGAUGUCACUAAUGAACACAGUGAAUGGAAUAAGGAAAGCUUAAACAAUGAGCAGGAUAAUAGUCUACUUGAGCAGUAUUUAACUUCAGUUCAACAGCUAGAAGAUGCUGAUGAGAGGACAAAUUUUGAUGAAGGGACAGGAGAUAGUAAGCUUGACAUACCUUCUUCCCCUGAAAAGUUAGAUGCUUUGUCUGAUGGUGCUUCUGAUGAUACUCAUGGCAUAUCUCCUACUUUGCAAGAUGAAAUCAGCCAGGCACCAGAAAAUUGUAAAUUAAAUGCUGAAGUUCAAGGGCAACAGUCAGACUGUGAUUCUAAAUUUCAGGUAUUGCAUGUUGGUAUUACAGUGUAGCAUGUGUGGUUGCUUGGGAGGAGAAAGCUUCUUAAGAAUUUCAGUUGUCUUUUUUUUUUUUUUUUUGUGAAGGGGAAUAUCACCCCAUUUUUCUUACUAUUUAUAUAUAAUUUGUAUUCUUAUCUCAUGUUUUUCAUAUUUUAGAGACUGGGCUGAAUCUUCAUUUUGAUUUUAUUAGCUAUUAGCUGUAAUCUGUCAAACAAUAUUUAUGUUGAAAGCUAUAUGCACUUUAUUUCAUAAUAACUGAAUUGCAUCAACAGUGUUCUUGUUUUUUAAUGUACUCAUUUCCUUUAAAAAAAUAAACUAGAAUAUCUUUCAAGAAAAUUGAAUAGUUUACCUUAAAGAUAUAUAUAAGAGAAGUUAGAUUUUUCUGUAUGUGAGGAAAUUGAUUAUGCAGUAAGGAAUGCAACUUGUUAAAGUGAGUGUAGAUGACAAGUAUAAGGACUGUGAACUAUAGAAAUUUUUCCAGCCUCCUUGGAAUAAGAACAUAUAUUUUUAAGCCAUUUGUCCUCCCUUAUGAAUCAAGAAAAGCCUUCUUAUGAGCAAAUAGGGAGAAAAGGUAAGAUUAUAAGGUUUUUCAGAGGAAAUGAAUAUAAUUGACUCAUGGAAAACUUUAAUGCCAUCUGUCAGUUUUAACAUAUGAAGUAAAGUGUUCCAUCUGGAAUUAAAAUCAAGCUUAUUUAAAGAGGCAUGACUAGAAUAUCUCUUAGAUGUGGAGAAAGCAGAUGCUAGGCUCCAUUUGCUUGGAAUAAUGUCACAGCAGACAUUAUCUUUUCAUUCAGUGCUUUUUUACCCUACAGAUAAGCAUUUAUGUGCCAACUUCCUUGCCAGAAAUUAACAUAUGUUCAUCUUCUCUGACCCUGCAUUAUAUUUGCUUAUGUAUUUCAGCAGAAGGUCCAUGGCCAUUUACUUCAUUUUUUGACCUCCGCUUCACAAUGAAGAACAUUUAAAAUAAUAUUAAUGGUAGAAUAUGACUUUUUAAAAGGUCUAUUUUCUAUCCAAAUCUCUGGAAAAGUGCCACAUUUGGAAGGCAAUUUAGUGGUGGUUAAAAAAAUAUAAACUUCACUUAUUUCUUGUUAAGAAGAAUAUAUAUCUGUAACUUCAGGAAGAAAUGAUAAUAUUGUGUUGAAUGUUAUUAAUGGGUGCAUUUGCAAAUCAAGGAAGCUUAAUAUAUUAAUCUUUGAGAAUGUUGUAGUAUCAUUGAACAGCAUAUAUCUGAUUUCCCCUAAUCUUUGGACAUACAACUAUUUAAAACUAUGGCAAUACUUAAGUGUUCUAAAUUUAGGUGCUAAAUAUCUAUUCAUUUUUCUGUUACAGUCACUAGAUCCCUUUCUUCGAAGUUAUAUAAAAUAAAAACUUAUGAUCCUUCAAGAAUAAAGUUAGGGAUUACAUGUUAUACUUUGUUGAUAGCUAGAAACUUUUCUCCGGUAUGGGUAAGAUGUAUUUUUCUUGGUUUAUAAAUAUGUAGCACUCAGGUUGAGAAGACUUAGAUUUCAUUCUCAGAAAUUCAGAGUCUCUUGAAAAGGAAAUAUUUUCUGUCUCUUAUAAAUGAAACAGCCGUCUUACAUUCAAAAUUUUCCAUACUGAAGCAUGUGUAAUGUUGAAUGCACAUUAAAUAAAAAUAGAAUUUUUUACUUUUUGAAUAAUGCUAAUUAUCUUUUAUGGGUGAUUUUGAAUUUCUUCUUAAAUAUACCCUAUUUUUCUAUUUUACAGUUAAGUGCCUCAUUUGCUGCCCAUAGUUAGAAAAAACAACUUGCACUGCACUAAAUACCAAAGUGCUGAUUUAUGGUACAUUAAUUUCUCAUAAAAGUCCCUAAAAUGUUGUGGUUCAGUAUUGCCUAAGUAGGUUUCUGCUGAUAUCUUCUCCCUCUUUUUCUAAGAAAUGGCACAGUACAACUAAAUUCAUUGAAUAUUAGUGUUUGUCGGCAAGAUUUCCUUUUUUUACCUUUGCUUUGUUUUUCUAGCCAAUAAAUAAUAUUAGUAUGCUUUUAUUUUAAAAUUGACAGUUUAUAGUAAUGGUUAAUGUUCUGCUCGUCAUUAGAUUUAACUUUACUAGUGUUUUGAAGUGGAAGAAUAUUCAGUUGCUCCCUACUCAACUGUAUAGAUUAUUUUGAAUGUAGAUAGAAUGAAAAUAAUGUAAAUUAGAAUGCAGGAAAAUUGUGGCAGAGACAAUAUAUUUUAAUAAGUUUACAGUGUAAUAUAAAAUAACUUAUGUAAUUAAGUUAAGAUAUUUGGUGUUAUGUCAUGGGCUAUUCAUUGGUCUGGCUAAAGAGAGAAUGAAUCUAGUAAAGUUUGGGAAGUUGAGCUUUAACAUGGUCUUUGUGUUUUUUCUUAUAGGAGAGGAGGAUUAGUUUAGCUGUGUUAUUUUAGUUCGUAUCAGUUUUCUUUAUAUAUAGAAAAUUCAAUAUAUCGAGAUAUUCCUCCAGAAGCACAGCAUCUUACCAUGUGAAAAUUGGAAGGAAUCUUAGCAAUUAUCUAUUCUAAUCUCUUUGUUUUAAGGAUGAAAAGGUAUAGAGAAUUAAGUGACUUGCUGAUGUUAUAGCUAGUUAGUAGUAAUAAACUGUGAAAACUUAAAAAGUUAUUGUAUUCCAAAAUUUAUUAUUACACACUAUUAAUUAUACAUUUAGUGAGUCAGUAGGAAAAUCUUUGUAUAUUUUUCAUUCUCUUUGAAAGAGGAAAAAAAAACUGACAGAGCUAGAAUCCUACCACUUGAAUGAAAAUUGCUUGUAGAUAAUGACUAAGUUGUUCAGAAGUCUGAGUAAAUUUUCUCUGAGAAAUGUGAUAUCAUUAAGAUCAGUUUUUAAAGAUUUUAUUUAUUUAUUUGAGAGACAGAGUGAGAAUGAGAGAGAGAGAGCAUAAGAGGGGAGAGGUCAGCGGGAGAAGCAGACUCCCUGCUGAGCAGGGAGUCUGAUGUGGGGACUCUGUCUAUCCUGGGACUCCAGGAUCACGACCUGAGCCGAAAGCAGUCGCUUAACCAACUGAGCCACCUAGGCGCCCACUAAAAUGGUUUUUAAAGAGAACUUCUAGAGAUUAAAAAUGUAAAAGUAUAAUUGCAUCUGGAAUCCAUUUAUUUCAUAACAAGAAGUAUAACAGGUUGCUGAGAUAUCUAAGAUUUUCUAGUGAAAUCCUGAGUUUGUUUAGAUUUCUUCUUCAGUUUUACAGAACAACAGAUGACAGAGUUUUAACUCUCUUGUUGUGCAGAAAUGUCCAAUCAUGAUGGUUGAUAUAAACACCAUAUAGUUUGGUUCUAUAAGCUUAAUUAUGAAAGGCCUCGUAAUAUGCAUGUUUUAGGAAAAUAUUUAGCCAAACACUGGUUUGCAUAUAUGCAGAUAACUUUAUUCUUGAAUAAUGUGGGUGCCAUUCUUGAGUGUCGAAAGUGUGGACUUUUAUUUUUGUUUUGGGUUAUUUUAGAUAUGUAAACUCUGUAAUAGUAUUUUCCUGUUAUCUACUUAAUGCAAAUCUAGUUACACUUUUUGUAAGUAUUUUCAGAUAUAACAUGAGCUUAAGAUACUAUACUAUCUCCUUGUUACUUUUUUUGGUGCAGAUUCUUAGAUUUGGAUUUAUAACAAUAUAAACUAUAAAACUUUUUUUUUUUCUGGAGUGAAGAUGGCAUAUAGAACACGAGUCUGAUCAGUUUCCCAUUCAUAAAACAAAAGACUUCAUUUUUAAUGUAUAUUUUUAUUUUGCCAUAUAUCUUAUUAAUGACACUUAUUAUAUUGUAAUGUUUUAACUUUUAAAUAUAUGAUCCCUUUAUUAAUAAAGUAAAACAGAAAGGGUCUGUAAGGAACACUUAAAUAUUUUUAGUGAUAUUGCUUACACUGAUCAAACCUACAGUGCCAUAUUAAAAUUAAAAGUCAAGUAAACAAAACAUGACCUUAGAGUGAAACAGAUAAUUGUCUUUUUAAAAUGAGGUGCUUUUUAUUUGUGAAUGAGUGGAAAUCAUAUUACAUUUUAAUUCCUAAAUUGAUUUUAGUAGAUAGCAGGAAUCUCUGUGUAGUGGCUUUGUUCAUUUUCUAAUUAAAUUUCUUUGAGUAUUUUAUAAUAAUUUUAAUAUUAACAAAAAGAGUUUAAAAGUAAAUUUAUUUUGGGGCUAUUUUUAGAUUUCUCUUUAAUUUUGUGUUAGAAAUAGAUGAUUUAAAGUGGUUAUGGUCUGUUUAUGAAAGCUAAAUAUUUUGUAUUAUAUUUAAUUUGUAUUUAAUUUGUAUUUGAGUCUAAUUCUAAAUAAAAAGUUUGUACAUUU